Xyrichtys novacula (pearly razorfish) is the source of this 27156-nucleotide messenger RNA. The record is from the annotation of a GenBank genome assembly. NCBI's taxonomy places the organism in Eukaryota, Metazoa, Chordata, Actinopteri, Labriformes, Labridae.
AGUGCCCCGCAUCCCGGAAGUCCAGCAUCAUCUGCUCCUUCAGGAAGAGACGCAGCAUCGUCAGAGCUGUGACAACAACGGGGACAGAGGCAAAACAUCGGCCUGACUGGCAGAAAUCCUGUCUAAAUCGCAAGUGGAAUUCAUAUGAAACGGGUACUCUUUCUAUUUCAAGCCAGAUGGGCGCCUGUAAUCUUCUUGUCUUGUGUCAGCAAGCUAGCUUAUCGACAGGGAUAAUGUUUAGCUAGCACAUGACUUGACACGACAUGGCCUGAGCACGAGCUAAUGUUAGCUGCGUAGCAACCGUAAAUAAGAUUAUCCUGAGAGCAGCUGAAACACAUUUAAAAGAUCAAGUAUACUUUAGCUGUACAGGGAAACAACUGCUAAAAGUUGGUCGCUGUAUCUUGAAGCGUGUAGGAAGUGUUGUUUGCUUGUCAGGACUUUGAUUAAGAGCAAUAGCUAUCUGACUAAUGAAGCACAUAUAUCUGCAGUUUAGUCAGCUCUGUUUGCUUUAUAUUGAGGGUAAAGACACUUGAAUACAAUGAUCAACACCCAUUUGUACUGUCAGGAAUCAGAAACAGAAAUCACACUUAUUAAGCAUGCACACAACAUAGGCUACAUCAGACAUACCAAACAGGGGUGUGUCCAGAGAGGUGGCUGAGGGUGGCAUAGGCCCAUGGUGCCACCCAAAAACCACAACAAUAUGAUUGUCUGUACGCCUUUCAGAGGUGAUGUAAAUACGCUACAGCUAGUAGCUGUAUUUGUAUUAUAAUUUAGCACAUUUAAAUCGUACCUGUAGAUACCUUUUGUUGUUGUUUAUGUUAAUAAAACACGCAUUGCCAUUUUGUUGUAUUACUUUCCAGAGUCAAAAUUUGAUAUGCAGAAACACAAUUUGUAUCAAUGUUACAAGAACAAAGUUGCUAUAAGUAGUUUAGCUGGUGAGGCUAAAGGCUGCUUUUCUUCCAAGUGUAAUCAGGCACUGAAAAGCAUAAAGAAAAUAAAACAAACUUCACAAUCAUAGUGCAGAUGAAUGCUUACAUUUACACACACACUUAAGGUCCUUUCACACUGGGACAGUUUUUUUUCGUGCGAUUAUUUCAGACAACAAUAUAUUUUUUUUCUAACCCGUAUUCUGUCAAUACAAGAGUUCACAUCAGCGAUGGUUCCCCGUCCUGCGAUAUUGCGGCAUUUAUUUUCUCGGAUCAUAGUCGACUUUUCUAAAGUUUCGCAUACUGUGUGUCCACUUCUGACCAAUCAGAUUGCGUGUUGUUGCGAUGUCUGAUUCACCGGUAUAUCCAACAUGGCUGACCGGCUGAUUGUUUACGUGUCGGAGAACAGAAUGCUUUUUGAUAAAAGAAGCAAACAUUACAAAGAUAACGACCUGAAGGACAACUUGUGGAGAGUCAUAGCGUCGGAUCUCUCAUAUGACGAUGUUCUGUGUGCUUUAACAGUUUUUUAACGUCUUUGUUUUAACUUUCAUCUGUGCUAAAAGUAUGCUAACAGUUGUUACCAUAGUUUCAUUUGCUUAUCUUAUUGCCUCUGAUUGGCUAUAAGUGCUGACCAUUUGGCUUGAGCGUGUGAUGACGUUUCCAGCUUUUCUAGCCAAUCAGAGGCGAAGGAGGCGGGACUUUCCCCAGGAAAAUUCUUCCCCGGGAUGCGUCUUUUUUCCCCCCGGAAAGUUGCAAAAUCGCAUGGGGCUUGAUGUGUAUAGACAGGCGUGUAAAAAUUCAUCUCUGAAUAUUUCGUAAUUUUACACAUUCUGUAUUCGCGUCGGCCCCGGUGUGUAAGGACCUUUAAUGUGGCUGUUCAUAUGCUGUUUAUACUUUUUGAGUCUAGGUUUUGUGUUUUCUUUGAAAAGUCAGACAGUAACAUUAACAUUUGUGAUGCACCUUUUAUAAGUAACACUUGGACCUGUGAUGGACCUUGCAUGAGCAGCAAGCAUCUUCUGCAUAGAGAAAGACCUGAGGAAAUGAAAACCUUCACUGGACUUUGAUCUAAUUCUAGAAACAGCUAAAAACCCUCAAUAUAAUAACCUGAUGGAUUGAAUGAUGCUUUAGUGUCUGAGUAGGUCAGAAAUAUACUAAUCAUUGAGUGCUUUAUGGGCUUUUAAUAGGAUUUUAAAGUGAUUUUGAAUGGAGUAGGGAUCCAGUGAAGUCUUUUGAGGAUGUGAAUGAUGUGUUCAGUCCUUCUUUCACACAUCAGGACACUGACUGCUGCAAGGCGAGAUUUUUGAAUAUCCCUACAUAAAGAGUAUUGCUCUUACACACUCUAAUUUUGUUUUCUAGUGGUAAAAAGCUGUUCUAAUAUUGGAAACAACAUUUUCAAAGCCAAUGUCCAAAUUUGAAACAAAAGACAUGUAACAUGAAAUCAUGUGUUGUUUUGGUUGUACUUGUUUAGGAAAAGAUGACAGUCACUGCUCACAUGCAAACAGCUACGUCACCAAAGGUUCAGCAUGGUACUGAGUCACAAUGACACAGUAUCACAGAAAUUACAAGCUGGUUAAACAGAUUACAAAUAUUUUUAUAAGUGUUGUCCUGAAAUGCUGGUCAUGUAUUGUGUCCAAGCUGUAACACAGUCGCCUGUUUCUAACCGGAAUUGUAGCUAAAGAUGACGAUGAUGACUACUGAAAUGCUUCAGUUUAUUGCUAUCAGGAUGCAAACAGACAGAGAACAGAUUGCAUAUUGUGGCUCUACAGAGUUGGGCUAUAUUUUGAUCAAGGUUAUGGUUUUAGUGUUAUAUGUAGGCUGUGUUUAGUCUUACUGGCAUAGAACUACUCAGUCAGAAAUCACUAAAUAAAGACUGGAUGUUAUAUAGGGGUGGUAGUUUACGAUACAGGACGGGAUGUGAAGCAAUACCAUUGGAUAAAAUGCAAUAUAAUGUGUCAAACAGGAUAUGAUGCAAUAUAAUUUGUUACAAUAUGAUACCUGAUACAUUAGCCUUAUACCUGCCUACUUAUGCAUCCCCAUACCAGCGUGGAUUCUGAUGUUUGAAUUUUAUUUCAUCUGAAAUGGCUUGGGCCAAGUAGUAGCUGAGUUUUGUAUAAUACUGUUUUAACCUGCAUUUAAGUAGGCAGUGAUAAACUUUGUUUCAUGACAGUGGUUUUUGGAUACACUUUUCAGUCAAUGCAAUGAUUGCCAUCACAGAGUAAUUCCUGUUUUUAAUGCUGUGCUGACUGAGAGUUUAAAGACCAUUGCCAGUGUUGUUUUUCAGUGUUUCUCUGUACAGACUCCAGGCACUUUAGAUGGUGAGAUCCCCAAAUUCUUUGGACUUUUAUGUUUAGGAGUUUUAAUCUGGAACUGUUGAACAAUACAUGAAGUCUCUGGUAGAGUAAUGAACCUUUUCCCAUCUUUACCUUCAGGAGACUCCACCUCUCUGGAAUGCUCUUUUUAGACCCAGUCAUGUUACUAACCUAUUGAAUUUUAUAUGACGCUGUAUCUACUGUUGUAUUAAGAUUUUUUCCCACCCUUAAUAUUGUCUGUCUUUUUAUGCCACUUCCCAACAUUGUUACUGCCUAGAAAUAGCCCAAGGUUCCAAGAUUUUGACUCACAGUAUUUCACUUGUUAUGUCGUGCUUUCCCACCAUGGCUAGUUAAUUAACUCUUAAGAGUACAGUCUUAGAGUUUCCAUAUGAGCAAAGAAUACAAUACCACACACACUAAAAAAAUUCAUAUGACACUCACACUUCAACACACGCUUUAAAAAUAGUGCCUUGGAGGAGAAAUGGUUAGAUUUGAAAUCACACCCUCGUGAAGCUCAUAGGUCAUCUCUUACAUAUUUUCCCAGGAUGAGUGCCAACUGAAGACAGUGUACCAGUUGAGCGAUAGCAUUAGCUUGUAGGCUUAAGUUGUAAACAGACGUUUCUUUGUUCAGUAGAUGUUGCAGACAGAUUUCAAGGAAUAAUAAUAAUAAAAAUGGACUGCGGCACUGUGUCUAUUUGAAGACAGGACAAUUUUAUUUAUACUGCUCAGAACCAGUAAGGUGCUGAAGGACUUUAAAAUCAUUACAGCACACAGCGGCCUCUAUCCUAAGACCUACAUUUUAAAUAAUGAGGUAAAACGUCCUACUAAAAACUGGAUAAAUGCUAUCUGCUCCCUGUGAGCUUUUCCUUGUAUUUUGUCCUUGUAUAAUCUUGUGUUCUCAAGCUAAUUUAUGAGAUAGCUUGAGAAAUUGUCUCUGUGUUUUGUGUUGGUAUGAUCGAAAAAAAGGCAUUCCAUUCCUUCACAUGACUGCUUUUAACUUCUGCCUUUUGCUUGUCUCUCUUGCAGACCAAUGAAGUGACCAACAGGAUACAAUGUCAUCGUUCCAGGUGGUGGACUCCUCGCCGGGCAGCAGCGUCAGCGUGAUGGAAACGUCCAACUUUGCCCACGUCAUCUUCCAGAAUGUGGGUAAAAGUUUCCUGCCCCAGGCACCCCUUGAGUGUCGCUACACCCUGACUCCUUACAUCACCCCUCACCCAAAAGACUGGGUGGGCAUCUUUAAGGUACAUCACACACGCAGCAGCUGCUUCAAAUACAUUGUAGAGCAUGAUCAAUCACAGGUCAGACCUUUACUUAUCAGAAUCAGAGAUAGAUUUCAAGAUUGGAGUAAUUAUCAGCCCAUUCCACAUGUGUUUGUGACAUGGAUUAUGUGUUUUGGUUUCAUAAAUUGGCCAUAGCUUUGUUAGUUGGCACAUUAACACAUACAUCAUUCCUGCACACUAAUGGUUCAGCUCUUCACUACUUGCCUGAUGCGUCACCACAGGCUUUGGUGUGGUUGCCCUGCAUGUAGAAAGAGGAAGAGUGUACACGGUGGGCUGGUUGCAGUUGGUCUUGCUGGGGGGCAAACAUUUGGUGCUCUUAAUGAACCAAUCUGAUUCUUAUUAGGACCACUGCUCCCCCCUCUGUCUUUCCAUCAGUCUUCUCUCUGCUUCCUGCUAACCAACCUCAGCUCCGCUCUUUCAUCGAGGCCAUCAAAUCUCACACAUAAUUAACAGGAAAUGUCGACUAGGAAACUUAACGUCUUGUAAAGUUGAAAAGACAAACAUUUUAUUGUUGUCAGAGAACCGACUUCAAAUCCACCAGCUCAAUUAAACAGGAAUAAAGAUGCCGUGUUUAUGUGGAAAAAAAAGUCAAUUGGAAAAUGUAAUUGUUAAUCCCACUAAUGAAACGUGUUUGAUGUUCUGUGCUUCAUGUCAGCGAAGUCGCAGACCGUGCCUCUUUAACACUUUUGCCACACAAGUCUAUCUGUCUGAUAUAUCUACGUGUUUAAUUCUGUACAGUCAGACAAAUAUUUGCGUCUUUGUUUUAUUUACAGUUAAUAAUUAACUCAGGAUGAUUGCUUCUUCUCCUCAGCGAAUUAAUCGAUCAAUCAAUCAAUCUUUAUUGGUAUAGCACCAAUCCACAGCAGGAGGAGACGCUCAACAAGAAAAGACAAUACUCUGUUAAGAAGUCUGCAGUAUAUUUCCAACUGCUUUUAAGAGUAAUUAUUGUCCAUUUGAUCAUAAUAGGGCUUUAAAUCAUGCCAGCAUGAAGGGCUAAUAGAUCUUGUGUUUGCUCUUGUGUUUGACUAGUGUCUGGGAGUCUGAUGUAAAAACCAACAGAAGGGUGGAGUGACAAAAAUGAUUGAUUAAAUUUGACGUCCUCACUGAGCACCGAUAAUCAUCAUUGAUGAGUCGUUUUGCCGCCCAGAGGGCAAAGCCUUUGUGUAGAGAUGACUCAGGAAGAGAGCAUUCUCCCCCCUUCUUCCCGCUCACAUCUGAAGGCGUUACCUGUUUCAGAAAAAGAGAGAGAGAGACAGACUUCUGAUCAGGAUGACUCAGACUGCACAGACAGGACCUGCUCACUUGAGCUGUGUACAGACACCCCCUAGUGGUUGAAAAUGUUCAUAGUCCAAAGAGAAGGGCCCUGGUAUCAUAAACUGGGUCCUGCAUGGUGAUGCAGGGGCACAUCCAUGCAAUGUAUACACAGUAAACAUCAACAGUUUACACUCUAAUCAAGCCGUGCACGUUUUGUUUUGCUGUCCACCAUCAUGACGAAUUUCAUCACUAAUGAAUUAAACAUAUUUGCUGAUCUUUAUUUGUCGGGUAAGUGCAUGAUAUAGUUUGUUUGAGUUGGAUUUUUGACACACGCAAGCACACACAUACACAACUCCCUGAAAAGCCCUGUGGAGGUUUUCGGUUGUGGCAUGUUUGUUGGGUCGGCAGGGAGAAACCCGUUGUGUAAGUGUAUAAUUAAGGUGUCAUCGCGCUGUUCCCUCACACCUCGGCUGAAUGAUUGAUAGCUGCUUUGCCUGUGAUUAUUUUAUAACAUCACUCCCGUGUUGGAAUGCCACACCAUACCUAACCAAAUGUCAGUCACCUUCACUCUGCAAUUAGCAAAAUUAUUUAUGUCUGUUCUUUCUUAAGCAAACACACGUGAGCACACAAGCAAACCUGGCGGGAGUCCACGGCAGCCUCGCUUCACACUGAGAUGCUGCUGGAUGUGGAAAGAAUGUUCUUGGCCUGGGUUUUCUCUCUGACAAUUACUAGUUGUUUGGAAUAGCAUUAUACUCAGUGUAAUGGCUUGAUGAGGCAAACACUACAAUUAGAUGUCAUGCAACGACGUUAUCAAACCUGAAGUUUUGACAAUUGUUUGAGUAGUUUGGUUGAUUUAUUGUUAGGGCUUGACAGUGCUUUGUCGUGUUUUAGGAGAAUCUUAUUCUUCUCUCCUCCUGCUUUUUUUUCUUUUGUUCUUUUUUCCCCCCUUUAAUUAACUUAAUCAUUAGUUUGAAUUAUAUUUAUGUAAAUUUCUAACUUCAAAACAUUUACAGGCGUGUUAUAGUUUAGUCUGUAAAGGUUAUGGCUCUUUUAGAAUUAACAAAAGCAAGUUACCCCUCCCAGUCUGUUUAUGCAUCCUUUAAUUUCCUGUACAGCUGAGAAACUGAGUGUCUUUACAGUAAUGACAUAUGAUAAUUAAGCACCAGCUAUCCACAAGAGCAACUUUCUCCCCUAUAAGAAUAAGAAUGAGAAUAACUUUAUUUAUCCCUGAAGGGAAAUUCAAUAUCUUCAUCACUUUUCACCCUUUUUUUAAGCGUAAGGAAGUCCAACAGUACCACAGGUGGUGGAGUUUUCUGCAGCUGAAGUCCAGUUAUGUAAUGCCUCAAACAUGUAUCACACAUGUGAGUUGAAACGAGGUGUGUGUAUGUGCAGAAACGGCCCAAGCAGAGAGAGUGUGUGGUUGUUCCUGUGACAGAUUUACGACGCAGGACCUGAGUUAUGAUGUUCACAACUCGCUUUCAUCAUCUGUCACCUAACAACACAUGAAAUCCAUGGAAUUACAUCUCCCUUGCCAUUUUGUGUAAAAUUUUCACCUUUUUCUUCUUCGUUCUUCUACGUUUUUCCUCCUCCCUUCUUCUCAUUUCUACUCUGGGUUGUUCUCCGCCAUCUCACGAGUCUGUGCAUGUGUGUAUACACACGCAAAGCCACAUUCACCCCAAGCUGUCCCACCCCAUUCUCACACCUUCACUACCCCUCUUUAGUGUGAGCCCAAAAGAGGCAGGAACUGAGAGGAAGGAGAGAGGAUGAAGAGGUGUUUUAGAGUAAAGAGGUGGCCAGUUUUUAAAUGUUUCCAUUCUUGCUUUGAGUGUUUAUUUAAUCCUGCUGCUCUCUGUCGUCAGAGCGUUUCUGAAAAUCAAACAGCAAAAACAGAACCUGUUAAAAAGUCAUCCUGCUCGUGAUAGUCUUGGUUAAUGUAGAAAUACUGUAAAAUUUUCACUUCUACUUUUCACUGUUCAGUCAGGGACUAGUUUUUGUCACAGACACUCAUUUUUUCCUUGUGUAGGUGGGAUGGAGCACAGCCAGAGACUACUACACCUUCCUCUGGUCUCCUAUGCCUGAAAAUUAUGAACCAGGAAGCACUGUGCACAGGACUGUGGUGUUUCAAGGUACACACACUCUCUCUCUCCCACACACACACAUAUGCACACAUACACUUUUUCAACCACUGACUGUACAGGCCCAGGGUAUUCCGAAGUAACUCCUCCAUUUUACAGCGCAUAUAAAAACCAGCACUUUUAUUUAAUAAGGGAACACAACCACAAACUGCGGCCUGGGACCUGAGCACCUCUCAAACCACACACUCACACACACACGGGUUCAGGGCCUGCAAACUGGUUUUACUGGGCCUGAAACGGUCAGAUAUUACACAGUGAAAAUAUGAGAGCAUGCUGUGGUGUGUCAGUAGUCAGUAAAACCAGUCUGCUGCCGGAUGUUCUGUACUUACUCUUUGGGCCCAGAGAACCAGGCUUUACUUGUGAAUGAUGUGUGUGACCUUACAGGGCAGCUAUUGGCUUUCUCAAAUAUCAGCUUAUUCAAAUGACGUCUAAUCUGAGCAAACAGGAAAGACUCUUAGAAAUAAAUUCACUUCAAGUAUUUCUUAUGCAGUGCUUUCUUAUUUUUGAAUCAGAUCAGUUGAUAAUUAAAAACAGUUUUGACCAAAUCUACUCCAAAUGCCACCCGAUCAAAUCCAUAAAUUAUUCAGUGAACAUUUAAUGAAAUGAAAACCAUCAAGAUAAUUCACCACAGAACACAACUCUGUACUUUUUCCAGGUUAUUAUGUUCCCAAAUCUGACGGAGAGUUCUACCAGUUCUGCUAUGUCACACAUUCUGGUGACAUCAGAGGAGCCAGCACGCCAUUCCAGUUUAGAUGUGCCACGCCCACUGAGGAGCUGCUGACUGUUACUGAGGAUGACAGCAACUCAGACAUACUGGUCGUCACUACCAAGACCGGUUUGCUGGAGGUGGGGCACACAAAGUGAAAAUGUUCAUUCUCUAUUCCUAUGGGUCAGUGGAUGGCUUAAUGAGUGUCUGAUGCCACAGUAGUUCAAUUCACCACAACGCCGUUGACUCUAAAGGACAGGGUGUUGCUCUUUAUCCGGACUUAUAUAAGGCCUUUGACAUAAUUGAUCAUUCAAGUCUCUUACAGAUGAAAACUGACAUUGGGUUUUCUUCAAGGCCAGUUCAAUGCUUUGGAAAUAACCUGAGUAGAAAAAAGCAGUUGGUCAAAGUCAAGGGCUUAUAUUCUAUUUUUUAUUAAAUUUAAAAAAUGGUGUCCCUCAAGGAUCUAUACUGGGUCAUAUUUUAAUUAGAAUUGAUAUCAAUAAAUGAUGUAAAUAUGUUCCGGAUGAUGAGUUUUUUAUGCUUUAUAUAAACUUUGUCAACUUCCCUAUUCACCCUCACAUACUGUUCGGGUCAAAUUUGACCCAUUUUGACUUUUAACAACAGUAAAAAUACCCUAAACAUCAUUUUUUAAGCCUGAAACUUGAUGACUUUUCCUGAAGUUGCCCAAAAUACAUGAAAUUAAUUUAAAAAUAUUCAUGUGUAUUUUUGUAUAUGUGCUACAAAUUUGUCCCCUCUAAGGCUGCUACGGGUCAAAUUUGACCCGUAUCUAUAUUUAGAUGGAUUUUAGAUCUAGCAGUGUGGGACAAGUGACAAACAGUAACAACAAUGUUCAAUAUAAGGUUUGUUGUUCAAAAAUAUAUAUUCAAAUCAUUAUGAAACUAUCAUUACCUUGACAGAAACACACACACACACUCACGCACACAGACAUACAGUCACACAGACACACCUAGACAGAGGUCAAAAUGACCUAACUUGUCAAGAGAACUUUCUGUGACAGAAAGCUGCUCUUUGAACUCUUUGAAGGGGCAAUUUUGACCUGGAACAUACUGUGAGGGUACAGGAUUUGAACAGUAUGUGAGGGUUAAGAUGAAUGAAUGAUGUACAAGCUGCUCUCAACAUUGUCCAGAUGAAUCUUUAUAAAUUCAGGCUAGUUCUGGUCUAAGACAGUAAAAAAUGAUCAUCAAGUUCUUAUUUUUUAAGUGAGAUGAUUCAAUGUGCCUCAGUUUAUUAGUUUUAUUAUUAUCUAUUCCGACCCAAAAUUCCUUGAAAGCAAAGCCCUCGUUUACAAUGAUGUUGUUGAGCAUAUGAGAGAAAUACAUGAGAUUCCUCACAAUGUUACACACACGGGAUGUAACAUGCAGCAUGCCAGUAAGUCUUUGGGUUUUGCAUGCGUCACUGUGUUCUUAUGGGAAAGUAGACUUGUCUUGUUUGUACAACAGAAGACCCAAACAUUUGUAUAUCAUAAUUAAUGAAAAGGUCAUGCUGCCUUUCUAUUAAUGCUUUUUACUGAUCUUGUCAUAGGCUUUAACCUUCGAUCUCAUGGACCAACUCUGAAUAUCAUUCCUCUGACUCACUCUAUCUUUGGUUACAGUCCUUUAAAUGUUUUUUCUCCCUCAUUGUGGACUGAGCUGCGAGGUCACCUAAGUACAGAUCAUUUUAUUUGUCUGGAGGACUGUAAAACUAGGACUAAGGAUCGUUGGACCAGUGAAUGGACAUGUUUACUGCGGAACAGGGAUAGUCUAUUGAUGACAGUAAUGAUUACUUGUUAUCGUCUGUUGUUUGUCUUGUUCUGUGAUUGAAACUUUGUAAGCUGCCGUCUUGGCCAGGAAUUCACAAAGAAUAUUCUUGGUUGAAUAAAAAAAUGUUAAAAUAAAAAACAUGGAUAUGACCUGCCAAAUUACUGUGAAUAGUGAAAAUAGAUAGUCUGUUGAAGUGCUAAACAACCAUAGAAACAAUGGAUAAUAUAUUUCAAAGCAUGAAGGAUUCUCAUGUGCAUCACAGAACUCAUUUCAGUGUUUUCAAAAUGACGCCAACUGCCUUCAAAGGACAAAACUAAGUGCCUUUAACACUAAAAAUUCUCCUGGUAGCAGGAGCCAUUCUCACCUUCUCUCUCUUUUUUACUCUCCCCUCUUUACCUCCUUCCUGGCAGCAUGUGGAGGAGGCACAGCAGGAGCGCAGGGAGCUGCUGAAGGCCAUGCGAGUCCUCCAGGAUGAGAAACAGCAGCUGCAGGAGGAGCAGAAACGACUGGCCAGGGAGAGGGAGCAGGAGAGGGAGACGUGCUGCCUGCUGCGGACGCACAACCAGGUCAGAGAGGGGGAAUACUCUGAGAAAGAAGUAUGAUAUGAUUGAGUGCUACCGAACUUUGUCUUUAAACUUUUUGAGCUUUUUGUCUCAUGUGAAAAAGUGAAAGUCACAACACCACCACAGCUGGAGACACUUAUAAAAUAAGAUUACUUCACUGGUCCUAAUAAAAAGCAUCGCAGCAUUUCAGCAACUGGCCAUCUCCAGCAAAUCUACCACAGAAGAUCUAACUAUGAUUGUGCACAAUGUUUGUGAUUCAAUCAGAAGUGAAAAGAAAAUAUGUCGUUUCAAUGAUUCAGCAAAUGAAGAGGAAACCUGUUGCAAAGGAGCCGUAACAAAGCCAGAGGCUUUGGGAGAGUUCCAGUGUGUUUGCACAUGCAUUGUGUGUAUUGGGGGUCUGAGUGUGUGUGCAAAAACAGACAAUCCCUAUUUACACUUGUGUGUGGAGCCAGUUCCUCGCCACUGAUCACAGGUCUGAAAACUUCAAAGGCCCGAAUUUAUGAAUAAUCUCUGACCAUGUUUGAGAGACACACAAUGAGCCACUGCAUUUGUGUGUGUGUGUGUGAGUCUGUGCAUCUGUAAGGGUGUCUGUGUGUGCGCCAGUCUUUCUCUCCCUCUUUUAACGACCUGACUCAGUGGACCAGAACGGAAUUGGGAUGCAGUUUUCUUGGGCAUCUGGCGUCAGGGACGAUGCCAUCGCAACCACAGAGUGAACAAACAUGACGUCAAACGCACACAAACACACACUCGCACACGCACGCGCGUACACAAACACAAACCAAGUGCACCCCCCUUCGCUCUCACACUCACAUUCAGGUUCCACACCACAGGGCCUCUCUAAUAUGCAUUCACACAUGCACAUGCGCAAACACACACACACACCAACACACUCAUUAUGCCACCCGCUUGCAAACCCUUUUAGUCUGUGUGUGGAAUGAGAGGAGGGUAGUCCACAAAACCGCCCGCCUGAAAAAAAAAGAGCCCUGCCCAGCCUCAGGGACAAACACCACUCAGUCACGCGAUUCAGCGGCCACUUCUUUCUCACUGUUUAUUUUCUUCCUGUCUCUCGAUCUGUUUGUCCCGCUCACUCUCUGUCGAAGUUUUUGUGCCGUCGUUAGUUUCUGGGAUUUAGACUCUUUUAAAUAAAGACAAAGCGAGGCAGGAAACAAUGCAAAAGAAAAGGAAAUCAGAACCACACAAAUUUAAAAAAAAGGGUAGAGAAAAACUCUUUCAACUUCCUCGACAUUCCCUCCCCCACUCACUCCCUCACUCACCAUGAUGAGUCAGAUUUCAUAUAUUGCUAUUUUAUGACCUACUCAUUUGAUAAGCAGUUACUUGGCACACACAACUCGGAGCAGUCAGCUCAAGGAAACUCAAUGAGAGCAGAGGGGUGAGGAGGGGGGGAGAGGUGAAACUUUCCAAGAGCUCUUUUAGUUUGAAUCCAGUCUCAUAUCGCCCCCUAGUGCUGCUCUGUGGCAUGGCCUCAGAGUAAAGAGCAGGCUGCUUUCAGUUAGUCCGCUUCUCUUUUUACGAAGGACAAAGUCACCAUAAAUUACGUGGUAAUACACACACGCACACACACUGUUAUUACCGUGCUGCUUUUCAUUCAACAGGCAUGUCUGCGUGUAGAUAUACGACUUGAGUGAGUAGGUGUGUGUGUGUGUGUAUGUGUAUGUGUGUGUGAGUCUUUUGAAGAGCUUUUACAGUAGGUGUGUUAGCUCAGGCCAUGCUGAUGAAAAUAUCCCCAGUUUAACAUGAAAACAUAAGUACAUAUUUUGCGGCUGCUAAUUUUACGACUACACUUUUUAUAAGGUCUUUAUGCACUGCUAAAGUGCUUCCCAAAUGCCAGCCGUAAAAAUCAUACAGUAAUCUGCACAGAGCUGAGCCCAGAGGGGAACGGGCCGGAGAACGCACCGCUGCCUGCAUGUGCACUCCACGCUAUCUAUCCGUCUGUCUCCAAUCCGUCCUUGACUGUGCAACCGUUUGAGGGAGCGUGCAUAAAGAGAAAGGAGGAGGGUGUGUGCUGAGGUAUGUUGUUCUGUCAUAAGCGAUAUUAGCUAUGGGUGAUUUAAUGUCCUUCACUGCUGAAUGGCAGCAAGUUCAAACAAGGCAUUUCCUCAGUCACCCCACCACAUGGAGAAAACAGACCUCAUAUGAUCUGUCAGGCACUUGGGAGAAGUUUGUGUCCUCUAGUGCAACAUGAGAUAAAACCACACGUAUUCACCACAAACUGCUACUGUUUUUCUGACUUUGAGCAGUUCAGUUACUUUGGAUCCUGAAUAUGUCUUUUGUGUCCACCAAAGGGCUCGAAGGAGGAAUGAUUUACAAUGACUGUUUUGUGAGUGAUGGGGAGAUAAGACAAGUAGUGAUUCCCUGAGGGUGAAUUCAUAAGUUACACCUGCAGUGUAAACAGACUGUGGAGAUGGGAGACGGGGAAAAAAAUAGUUUCUUUUUAAAGGGAUAUAUUUUUAGAAACGAUUUUUUAGAAACUGCCUUGAAGACACAAUUUUGAUUUAUAACAUAUCAUAAAAAAAUAUCCGAUAAGGUUUUAGAAUAACUAUUAUUUACUGAGUAUGACAGUGAAUGAAAAGAGUUUUACGAAAGUAGAAUUGUAAAAGGCUUUUCAGUGAAAGUAUGGUUUAGAAAAAAAGUCUCAAAGAGAUCACUGAUUCUCCAGACUGAGUGUCCUCGGGCAGAUCAUUCCAGAGCAACAUGUGAAAAAAAAUUAGUUCCAAAGUUCAUAUCGGAACAGGUUUCAAUAGAAAUCACAGUCACAGUGUCAGGAUUUUGGGGGUUUCUUUAGAGGACUACUUCUCUUUCACUAUGAUGCGACUAUGUUAAGAUACGAAUGAUUUAUGAACUGUCCAUUACAACAUUUCAAAAGUACUUUAUAUACAACUUGACAGUUACGCAUCCCAUUAAAAAUCACCAUCUGUUAACUAUAACAAGUAUUGCAUCAUCUCCUCGAGUUUUCACGCACUACUCCAUUCUUUGGUUUCCUGACUCAGCCGCUGUGAUUGGCUGCAGCAUCCAUCACUCUGAUCCACAGCUGCCUCUCUGUCCCUCAGGAGCUGCUGCGUUCAUCGCAGGGCCUGUCAGAGGAGCGGGAGGAGGUUAGGAGGAGGCUGACCGAGGCCACAGACCGGGUCCGUCAGCUGGAGGAGGACCUGCUGGGAGUCACUCAGAGAGGCCUGCAGAAGGAGACGGAGCUGGACUGGUGAGUUUGGAAUAAAGAGAAGAGGUUUUAAAAUGAUGUUUUUAAGAGGAUUUAGUCAUCAGCUGUGUGCUUCCUGACCAUCAUGAUGUAACUUGUCUGCACAAAUAAGAGCACAUCAACAAACAGCAGCCUAUUGACGGGCAGGUAGCACUUUUAAUUUUCUGUGCUAUAUUCAUUAUUACCACCUCUGAUGGAAGCAUCCUGGUCUUCUGGCCAGAUUCAGUCGGUCACAGUCAGAACACCAGGGAUUAAAGUUCUCCGUCUCUAGAUGGAUUUCUGUCAGAUGAAAAAAAGAGGGGGGAAAAAAGUUGCACAUACAUUUUUUGUGAUUCAGUCUUGAAUAUCCAAUUAAAUCAUGACGCUGCUGUAAACCAAUAAAGCCAGCCAGAGCUUUGGUGUUAGCCAGUCAGAAACAGAGGAGGGCGGGUUCACCACUGACCCCCAGGGAAGGACCUGAAGUAACUUGUCAGACCUCCGCCGACGUGGGCUCCAGCAUCAUGAUCAGUUGCCCGCUGAAGGUUCUCUCAGCCAUUUCGAUCUGGUGUAAUAAAUAAUAAAUAAAUAUGAACGGGUCCACUGGUAUGACCACUGGUAUGGACAAAGUAAUUGAAAAAAAAAUAUUCAAAAAUUUGAAAAAGCACCCCUCCUCAGCUGGCUGGUAGGGAAGUGGUGUUAGUGCCUCUCCCUGCAGUAGAAAAGGUGCCAUUCUUAAAGUGUGGAGCAGCCUAUUGCAGGGGAAUAUGAACUGGCCCCAAUAAAAUUUCAGUCAAUUUUUUUUGCUUUAAUCCCUGCAGUACACACACUUGUAGACACACAGUCUUAUGUAAAAGCUCUGUUGAGGUUGUGCUCUUUGCCUCAAAAAGGUAGUGUAAGUGUCUGAACACUGAGCGUCAUGUAGCGCAUUAAAUCAGGUGAAAAGCUGUUCUCAUGAUUUUGUGCGACAGCCUGCGCGACCGUCUGAAAAAGCUGACGGCAGAGAGAGACAACCUGGAGAGCCAGCUGAAGAACGAGAAGGAUGAGAGAGAUCUCUACAAGGUGAGGAAAAAAGCAUUUUACCAUGUUACGUCUGCAUAAGUGGAAACAUGCAUUUUCACAAAGAUAUUCUAUCUGUCGUCUGACCUUUAUAUUUUUUCUAUGUGCUGUAGGCCCACCUGCGCAGCACGGAGCUGGAGAACACGAAGCUGAGUGCAGAGCUGCAGAUGCUGAAGGCGGUGGAGCUAAACCGGGAGGUGACCAUCGCCCAGUUUCAGGAAGAGCUGGAGAGGCUCCGAGCGUGUGUAGCCCAGAGGGACAGUUUGGAGAAAGAGCUGCUGGCACACAAGGCUGAUAAGGUUGUAGUGGUGUGAAAAGUUCCUGCCAGCAUCUACUAAACCAACAUAAACAGACAAGUCACCGACAGUUCGUCUAUCAUCCUGCGUGUUUGUAUAAUUAAUGAAUCUACUUGUUGUAUGUCUGUCUUCACGUCUCCAGGCAGAGCUGGCCCGUGUGCGUGAGCAGCUCCGUCAGGCGGAGGAGCAGCUCCAGGCGUCACGGCAGCAGGCUUCCCUGCUGGCUUCAGAGCUCCGUGACUCAGCCAGCGCCCGUGACCACACGAUGACUGAGCUGUACCGCGCCCGCCUGGAAGCUGACAAGCUCCGUGCUAGUCUGGCUGAUGCUCAGGCUGAGUGCCAACGUAUGGAGAGCCAGCUAGACCGCAUGAGGAGUACGGCGCAGAAGGAAGUGGUUAGUGUCUAAUUCCUAGAGUAUGUUUCUUCUAGUUUUACCUGUCCUGAACAAAGGCACAUAAAACGUUACUCAUGGGGGAAAUUUCACAUACUUUCCUUCUCUUUCAGGGUGUUGGGACAAACGGAGAGGUGAUGCCCAGCAUGAUGGUGGUGUCCGAGGCAGAGGCCGAGCUGCAGAGAGAGGUGGAGGAGCUGAAGCUGCGUUUGCACAUGGCCGCAGAGCACUACAAGGAGAAGUACCGGGAGUGUCAGCGCCUCCGCAGGCAGGUCGCCAAACUGAACACAAGUGAGGCACAAGGGGUGAGUACUGGGUAGAUAUGUUCAGCAAAAAGAAAUAGACAUGAGGGUCAACAUCUGUCCUGUACUUGUCGAUAAAUACUUAACACCCUUUGGAUUUUUGCAGGAGCCAAAGAGAAACGCGUCUACUGAAACAACACUGGAGCCAUUUACGCCAAGUCCAGAGUCACCAACAGCAGGUGCACACUCACACGCACGCGCACACGCACACGCACACGCACUCAAGGGCAAAAGCACAUUCUGCAAUCACAGGACAUUAUAAACAGUUAUUAGUGUUUUCUGUGUUACUCUCUUGUACAGACAAAACUCUUCUUCCCUCUUUGCUGAUACUUUUCCUCUCAUUGUUUAACAAACUAAUGUUCCAAAAUUACCGUAAAACCUGGACUAUAAGUCUCACCAGUAUGUAAGAUACAUUCAUCUUGGAGGGAUCACCCACAUGGGUGUUUCCAUCCACCCCUGCUGGUCCGUUUGUGUUUUAAAUCGAGUCGUUUAAAUCUAAGAAACGCUCCAUAAACUAUGUUUCCUUGACGGUAAACUACCCCUUUCUUUGAAUGCAUGAUUAUAACCCAAUGAGGGGAAAAGCUGUAAAAAAAAGUGGCACCAGUACCAGCCUGGUCUACAUUGUAAUGCAUCCCACUGGUAUGAUUUAUAGGACACAGUUAACAGUGCAUCUCAGACACCUACUUUUAAGGUACCUCAUUUCAUGGUAAGUGGAUGAGCCAGGGUGACUGAGGGUGAUCGGGACAAACCUACACAUUUAAAAGUACUCAGAGACUGAUUUCUAUUGCGGCUGUUAUAAUAAAAUUUUAAAAAAUUGCUGCUCAGUGGUGUCCUUUUUGUGCGUUUCUGACAGGAAACAUAGCUGCUGCAGUCCUACAAGGAGCUGCUGAGAUGUCGAUCACUCCAGAUCUAAGCGACAGGGAAUCCACACAUACUGAUUUAUACAACAGCACGGAGAGAGAAGAAAGUCAGACGGAGAAAAAGCAAAAGGACAGGGCUGAGUCAGAGGCUGAGGGAGAUUCAACCCGAGACGAGGACAGGCAGAAGGAAGAAAAAGAAAAAGAGGAGAACAAGGACAGCCUGCCGGAGGAGAGCCUGAGGAUGACCAGCUGGGUGGAGGUGGAGAACGAAAGGACAAGCACCAAAGAAGAACCAAACUGCGAGGCGGUGCAGAAGGCUGAAGAAGUGCAGGAUGUUGUGCAGGAGCAGGUGCUGCUAGAGGUGGAGGGGAGGAGCAUAGGGGAGGCAGAGAAGGAGCAGACCCAGUCAGUGGAGGAGGAGCUGGCGAUGAUGGAGGAGAAGUGGAGGGAGCAGUGUGCAAUCAAUGAAACGCUCAAACAACGGCUGGCUGACGAGGAGGAGCGAUUCAGAGUAAGAAGAACACUAACAGAGCGGACAGAAAGAGGACUAGAUUUUAGGAAAACCAGUUACUCCAAACCUCCACAUAUAUUCUUAAAAUAUCGGUUAUUAUAACUCAUGCUGUAGUGCUUUCCAGCAAAACCUGCUGAUCCCAUCACACUCACUAUUACACCAGUUUUUAGUGCAUCAGUCUGUUUUAUAAUUCCUGUGCUCUCCUUUUACAAGUCAGUUUUCCGCUCCAUUUAUUUUUAAUUGGACUAUCAUUGCAUGUCGUUUCAAACACAAAGCAUUUCCACUCCACUUGUGAGGUUGUAAUAGUGCAUGCUUUCAUUUUUAUAUAAAGAUUGAGCCCAUAAAAAUUUUACUACUUGUACUACUAGGCAGGAGAUGUACUUAAAAGUCACACAUUUACCUUAAAAACUGAUUUUUAUCAGAGGUGGAAAGUUACUUGUUACUUUUACUCAAUUCACUGUUAUUGAGAAGCUUUUUGUGGACUUCUAUUUAUUGAGUAGUUUUUAAAAUCAUUACUUCUACCUAAGCCUUUCUUGUGGAAAGCUCACUUUACACUGCAUCAGUUGCAGGAAUACUUAAAGGGAUAUUCUGGCAUACAUUGAAGUUAUGGUCAAACACACCGUAACACAGAGUUAGACACCCCCUCUAGAGAUGGAUGUUGCCGACUGCUUGCUUCUCUUGUUAUACCAAAUGUUUCUUUGGCAAAGAGACCAAAUACAACUCACCCCCUCUCCUCCAGCAGUCGCUUGUUUGUGGGGAAGCCCUGACAAGUUGAUCACUGAGUGCAGCGGAAAAUUCAUGAUUAUGACUUCAUGGAAAUGCAAUCAGACCGGGACGCUAAGGCGGAAGAACUACAGCAUCUGCAGUGCACAUACAAGAUACACAAGAACUCUGAGUAAUAAUCAUAAAUGUUCUUCCUUGAGCUGCGAAAACCCGCUGCACUCUGUGAUUGACCUGUCAGGGCUCCCCCACAAACAAGUGGCUGCUGGAGGAGAGUGGGUGAGUUGUGGUUAGUCUCUUUGCUAAAGAAACCAGGGAAAGCUUAAAAGAUGUUUGAUGGCUAGUACUAUGGCUGGGACCCUAUAUGUACUGUUGAUGAAGCUAGGUGCUGUUCUGAGCAUUAUUUGUGGCUAUAGAGUGGCAUUUUGGUUGAGGUUUGUGUGUUGAGACGUAGACCGCUGGGUACCGCUAUCCUGUGAUCGUUACUAAAGUUAGCAAAACUAGAGAAGCAAGCAGUCGGCAACAUUCAUCUCUCGAGGGGGUGUCUUACUUGGUGUUGCGGUGUGUUUGACCAUAACUUAUUUGCGCACUGGAAUAUCCCUUGAAAAGAGGUUGGAAUAAAAAGCUUCCCACUGACUGCAGGCUGUGUAAAAGAGAUCAUCCAGAGGACUGUUUACAAAACGAUGCACUCAAAGAAGGAUGCAACAAACAAUACUCAAUAAUAUUCAGUUACUUUAACCUGGAUAGGUGUUGUAAAUGCCCUCUCACAAUCACUGCUUUCUGCUUGUUGUACUUCAGGUAUUAGCUAAGUAUAUAAUACUUAUACAUGAUUUAGGGGCUAUAUUAGUCUCCAGCUUCCCUGACUCCCCCCCUCAGGUUAUAAGUAAGUACUCUAUACUUAAAGCUCAGGUGACAAGAUUGACAAUUUGGAAGUUGUUAUUUUGAAUGCUGGGAACCAGUGUGAGGGAGUUGGUGUCAGCUGAGCAACUGAGGACAGAGGCUUGUUUUACUAUUUUCAUGCAGAGUAUUCACAAUGAAUGAGAUUUUUUGUUGGAAUAUGAACCCAAGUGAAGACUGAUGUGACAGCAGGCGGCGCCAAAAUUGACAUAAACCUAAAGUUCCCUACUGGAGCUUUAAAAUACAUAAACUAUAAAGUACUGAAGUAGAUAUUUUAGACUGGUGGUCCUACUUCUUUUUAAGUAGAUUUUACCUGAGUGAAAUAUUUUAGUUUUCUUCUCACCCACGUUUUUAUGGACUCAGUGUUUGAUGAAGGUUAUCAAAAGGUCAGACUUUUAUAACUUUUAAAAAGAAGCCUUAAACUAUGAAGAAUUCUCAUUGUGGUAUUAUAUAUAGAAUGGUGACUUGUCUACUCUUCCAUGCUGCUGCAUCUACCAGGUUGUUCUAUACACAUUACCCAGUGUGUCCUCUAACGUGUGGUAUGUGUGUGUGUGUGUGUGUGCGUGAUUCAACACAAGCACUUAACCUUCUUGCGUCGGCGUGAGCCUGUUGCGUUUUGCGUGCGAAAGUACCGACCGGUAUUUAAUCUCUCUGAGUGAGUGAGUGUUUAUCGGCGCUGUAAAUAAAGCCCUCCCCUGUCUUUGAUAGAGUCUCCUGUCUGAGGCGAGCGCCCCGGGCUCACAGCCGCUCUUAAUGGCUCCUGAGACUGACAAGAGAGGCAGCCGCAGAGCAGCCAUGCUUUACGGCUGUUUACAUCAGCCACCCAGAGGAAGGAGCGAGGGAGGGGAAUAGACAGGGAGACGGGGAGAGGGAGCACAGAAAUCCACUGUUUCAGGAUCCCUUCACCUGAACUUAACCUCCUAAUGCUGCGCCGUAAAUUAAUGAAAGAGGGGGAGAGUGAGAGAGGAGGAAAGGAGAUGAAAGAGAAUAAAGAGGGAAGAAGCAAACAGAAUUUAAGAGUGAAGAAAGCAAGACAGACAGACAGACAUGAAGCAGAGAGAGGAACUAGCAGAGGAGGGGAUUCGGACCCUUUGUAAUGGGAUGAAAUGAGAGAGAAGAAGGCAGCUCGCCACGUAAACUAUCCCACAGGGUCAGCCCUGAUGGAAAGUGGUGGAUUUAUAACGAACCCCCAUUCUGCCUCAAACACGCACAGUAUCUGUGGCUUUACAUCGAGAACCACAGGUUUGACACCGCUCCAGGUUAAAUACAGCUCAACUGAACAAAUAUUUUGUUCCUUUGCUCGGCUGUGUGUGUAUGCCAACUGAUAUCUUUCUUAGUCUGCUCACACGAAGGACAUCGAACCUGAAAGCACAGAGGAGAAGAAAGACUUAGCUCGGAUAUCAACCCUGAGGUUCAAAAGUUAGAAAAGUCAUCUGCAUUUCUUCAAAUAGUUUUAUCGCACCUUUCACUCCUCCUUAUAUAGUUCUGAUGGUCUUUAAUUCUUUACAUCAACAGUGUAUUCAUUGAUAUUUCAGUUUUUGAUUAUGAAUUAGUAUAAACAGAGAAGAGAAAUAGUUGUGUUGCAUUACAGACACGGUAACAAAGGACAUUGUCUGUCAGUGUUUGUUUUAAUUGUUAUAAAACAGGAGUGUUAAUGGAGACAAAUGUAACAAUUAGCCAGUCAAAUUACAAACAAACUACUCAUAGGUUCCAUUGUCUUUCUUUCCUUUUGUCUUUUUUUUUUUUUUUUUUUUACCGAAUGUGAAAGUGAAUAUCUUCCUGACGAGGUGAACGACAGCCUGUUCCUCUCUAGUAAACUGUGAUAGACAUUUUUAUAAGCAUUUUAUUGGUUGUCUUAGUAGUAACUGUGGAGUUAAUCCUCAGUAAAUGAAUGAGGAGAUUGUAAGUUGCAGCUCCGGUUUGGUUUCACACAAUAGUCCUGUCUAUCAGGAACAAUGAGGAGAUCAGCCUGGGUAUUGACAUGAAUGUAAUCCCUUAAGCAGCUACACUAAUUACAAGUUGUGUUAUGAACCGCGCCCUGAUGUCUUUUUUGUCUAUAGGUUCAGAUGGCGGAGCGAGCCAGCGAGGUGACUGAGCUGAAACGUAACCUCGCCCAGGCGCUUCGAGACAAGGAGCAACUACAGGAGGUAAAGCAACAGCACCAUGAAAAUACCGUCUAUCUGUCAGUGCUUUACAUUGGAAACAGGACAAGUCAUGACAAAAGCAAAGGUUGUUUUGGAUACAUUUUGACUUUGAUAAGGCCACCUGUUGCGUCUCCCCCAGUAGGUCUGCUGGAUUUUACUUGAAGUCCAUAUGGGGAUCCUCACUUUCAAUUAUCUGAGCUUCAGCGAGGUGUAAAAACUCCUUCCCUUCUCCACACUCCCACUCCCCACUAAUUAAUACAUCUAUACUAGCUUCCUUCGCCCACUGAUACAGUGCCAUUAGACAGUGCAAAUGCCACGCGACGUGUCUGUUUCACCUUCCCAACCCUGGUUUAAAUGUUAAACCUGAUAGCUGCGCACUAAUGAAGUCUUUAAGGGAGGAGGUCAGGGGGGAGAAGCCAGAGGGAGAAGAGAGAGGGCGAGCGCCUCCAUCUGCAGAGCGAGAGCCAAAGGAGCCAAAGUCUGACACCCAUUACAGUAAUGAGUAGGGUACUAAUGCUUGUGCUUCAGGUAUAAUCACAAAGGGCAGAGACAAUGUAGAGGGAAACUUAACUCUGGGCUGGAAGUGCUAGAGAGAAAAAUGCUACGGAAAAAUCUCCAAGAUUCCUUUCACACAUUUAUUCUCAUCAAUCACUCUUUGGUCUUUUGCAUGUGCACACAACACAGAAUGUAUCAAACAAGGACGUAGUUUAAAUUAGGUAAACAGUUGAAAAAAUUGUAUAAAUCACAAUGUAUUGUAUCGCAAAACUCACUGUAUUGCAAAAUGUUAAAAAUCGCAAUAAUAUCAUAUCGCGGCCCAAGUAUCGUGAUAAUAUCAUAUCGUAUCGUGGCCCAAGUAUCGUGAUAAUAUCAUAUUGUGGCCCAAGUAUCGUGGUAAUAUCAUAUCGUAUCGUGGCCCAAGUAUCGUGAUAAUAUCGUAUCGUGGCCCAAGUAUCGUGAUAAUAUCGUAUCGUGGCCCAAGUAUAGUGAUAAUAUCUUAUCAUGGCCUAAGUAUCGUGAUAAUAUGGUAUUGUGGCCCAAGCAUCGUAUUAAUAUCAUAUUGUGGCCCAAGUAUUGUGAUAAUAUCGUAUUGCAGCCCAAGUAUCGUGAUAAUAUCGUACUGUGGCCCAAGUAUUGUGAUAAUAUCGUAAUGCGGCCCAAGUAUCAUGAUAAUAUCGUAUUGUGGCCUAAGUAUCAGGAUAAUAUCUUAUCAUGGCCCAAGUAUCGUGAUAAUAUCAUAUUGUGGCCCAAGUAUCACAAUAAUUUCUUAUCGUGGCCCCAGUAUCGUGACAAUAUUGUAUCCUGGGGCCACUAGUGAUUCCCACCCCUAGUAAAUGUGUCUGAUUCUGCUGUGAAUAUGAGCACUAAUGGGGUCUUCUUGGUUGUUGGAGCUGUCCACUGGUGGAUUCUUGAGGGACUGCAGAAGAAAUAGAAGUCAAUCUUGAUAAAAUGAAUAUGAAAAUAUAUUGAUCACCGAAUUCUUAGAGGGUAAAAAACUCCGACCUACUGAAAAAUACGUUCAGCAUCACAACAUUUCUCUUUUCCCGUCCAGGAGCUGCAGCGCUACGCAUGCAGGCAGAGAGAGCAGGAAGCCUGUGUUCAGGGUGCUGAGAUGAGGCAGCCAAUGGUGCUGCGGUACCCCCUGCCAUACCCUCAGGACCCCUCCCCUCCUCCCCUGGUGCCACAGAGGCCUGCUGAGCUGCAGUACGGAAAUCCUUACUCCACAGACACCACAAGAGGUGCAAGAAAUGACAACUUCUAUCAACAGUUCCCCCAGUUUUGACCUCUGAAGGUUUUCGUAGGACAGUAACAGCUUUUCUGUUUUUUUGUUUUUCUAGAACGGGCAGAUGCCGCCCCUUCUCCAGAGCACAUGUCCCGUCCUCCGCCUGAGGCCCCGUCCUGCGCUCCUCCCUGUGCACCUCCGAUCACACCUCCGAGUCCCAGUGCGGGUGCACCAGACUGGAACCAAGAGGUGGUCUGCAUCCAGCCUGCCCGUAGCACCACCCCCCCUGAAGGGCUGGAGCACCCAGCAGAGGAGGCGAGAAAUGUGAGCACUGGCAAGCAGGCUGCUGCUGAACAUAAACCCCAGACAGAGGUGACAUUUUAUUACAAGGCAGUAAUAAAAGACUCUUCUGAGCAGUUUGAGUAUCCGUGGGAAAUGGGUUUCACAUGCUUUAGAUUAUGUGCCGAUAAAACUUAAUUUCGUAAAGAAGACGUUUUUUGGUAAUCAAUCAGCGCGUCUCGAUCCGGGAACUUUCUCUUAGAAAUCUUUGUGUGAAGUUAACCCACAUUUUAUAAAAGCUCUCUCUCUCUCUCUUUCUUCCUCUCUCUGUUUCUCACUGGAGAUCUCUCCUCUUUGAAUAAUGCGCAUAUAGCUUGCCCUUAAAAGAUGAAUCUUUGAACUCAUUUGCAUAAUGCUCUAAUUAACGUCACUCCUUCAGAGCUCAAGAGAGAUGAGGAUAGCGAGAGCAAAGGGAGUAAUUAGGACAGAUUUUGCAAAGGGACAGACCUAAGAUCAGUCAGUAACACACACUCUCAUCUUAAAUACCUCACUUGUUUUGUCACUUCUUUAACAUAUUUAGCACUUUUUAGAGAAACAUCUUGGAAGACUGUUUAUCAGAGCCUAGAGUACUAUGAGCAUGUUCUGACCUUUUUUCACUUGUGUUUAUUUUUGGCGUUUCUUAGGCUGCUGACGGGGCCCAGCCAUCCUGUGACCACCAGGCCAGCAGACGCAGUGAAGCCAGGAGCAGCUUCUGUUUUGACUCUAGGUAGUGUGACAACCCGCAGUUAUAACGAUGAAUGUAGAUCAAACAGGCAUGAAGAUCAGGUGGUUUUACUGGAAAACACAUGACAUUACCACCAGGAAAGGUGACAUCAUUACUCUGAUUAGAGUAAAGAGAGGGAAGAAUGAGGGUACAAGUGUGUUUGUUUGCUUGUUUGUUUUUUGGCAAGUCAAUCACUGGUGAAGACAAACAAGAUCAUUGAGGGCUGAGUAUUGAAAACAGAGCAAUAGAGCUGACUUCACAGAGUAACAGUAACGGCGGUUUUAUAUUAAGGACAGCUCAAAGCCAGAUUUCUUUGUUGCUUGAUUUAAAUAUAUUACCUUACUGAAACACAUAAACAGAUGAUAUCAAAGCUUGGAGCUGCACUAAACAAACCUUUUGGGAUGUCUACCUCAGGCCUCAUGACAGAAAAGAAAAAACAUCAUGGAAAACAUCAAGGAGUCUUCUGCUUUUGUUCAUACUUUAAAAACCAAUUGUAAGUGUAGAUGUUUCACAUCAGUCUAAUCCGUCAUCAGAUGGGACUAAAGGGCGCUCUGACUGGCUAAUUCAAAAGUCACAUGAGAAUUCAACGAGAACAGUAUGAGAUUUGCCCAAAUCAUGACAUCACCAGAAAAUCUUCUUAAAGGGUAUAUUUGUAAUUUUAUGCUGCGUUCCGGUUACCUAGGAUGUCGGAGCUGGGAAUAACUUUACACCUGAGUUGACGGCGUUCAAGUUACCAAGUCGGAAAACCAAGAUGGACGCCAACUGUUAGCCAUUAGUUGUUGUUUCCAGUUGUCAGCUGUUGUCAGUUGUAAGCGGUUGUCAGCUGUUGUUCGAUGUUGUUGUUAGCUAUACUAGUUGGAAACAACGCACAACACCGUAUUUUACUCUUACAAACACCAUAGUACUGUGUUCACAGUUAGACGUUGGGCAGUACAACAUAUACCACUUAUUUAAUUUCACUAAAAGAAAACAGAAGUGCCAAUAAAUAUUACAUUACAAAUACAUUACAUUACAAAAUUACUUUCAAUGUUCCCCUUUACUGAUGAUGCACUGCGCUGCCAUCUUGGAUUAUGACGUUGUCGUUAAGACGGGGUUGGUGAGGAUUGUCCGACUUUCUGAGUGGGAAAUCCGACUUCAGGGGAGCCUUCCAGAUGAAUUUCCAAUUAGGAGCUCGGAAAUUCCGACUUCCAAGUACAACUGGAAUGCAGUAUUAUCAAAAGAAACACCAGUGUGUUGCUUGGCAACAGGGAAGGAGGCUUCCAGAAUGUUGGGCUCUGAAAUGCUGAGUUGUGGAAGUCUGCGGGAGGGGUCUUUUUGCUAUUGUGAAAUCUUCAUAGCAAGCAUAUAGUAUAUAUUAUAUGAUAUUGUAUGGUAUUAUAUGCUAUUGAAUUAUGUCAUACUGGACAUUAUCAUAUUAAAUUUUAAUAUAUGGUAUCAUAUCCUAUUGUAUUCUGUCACAGUGUAGUGCUUACAUAUGAAUAUAGCACAGGUAUUUAUAAUAAGCAAGGUAAAUAUGAUUUAACAAAAAAGAUACAAACAACCAUAAAAACACAGAUUAUGAAAGUGAACUUGACACAUCGACUUUCCGCUUGACCUCUCCAGGGGUGAUGUCCACAAGCGCUGCCCAUUAUGUGAGGUGAUCUUCCCGCCGCACUUUGAGCAGCGCAGCUUCGAGCAGCACGUGGAGAGCCACUGGAAAGUCUGCCCCGUCUGCUCCGAGCAGUUCCCCCUCAACUGUCAGCAGCAGCUCUUCGAGAGACACGUCCUCACGCACUUUGACGGCCACGUGCUCAACUUCGAGCAGAUUGAAUGAAGGAUGCAGGAGGAGAGGCGCUGAUUUUGGAUAUGAGUAAAUGUGUGUUGUCAGCUUUAGUUUAUUCUGACUGGGGUUUGGUUAAGUUGUCUCGUUCAAAUACAAUCAUUAGCACUUUUUUGCAAUCUUAACACAGGUUAGAAAGAAUGUAGUCAACUUAAGAGAUGAAGAGUUUGUUGUUGGGUGGUAACUCCACCAAGAUUAGCCAUCACUUUAAAUCACACUGGGUCGAAGGAUCACUAACACUCUGGUAUAGUGCCAUGGUCCUUUACUUUUGUAUUAUUUCUAUGCUGCCUCAACAGGGUAACAUAAAACUGGUAGUGCAUGCAUUUAUUCUGCCAUUAACACUGAAAAAUGAAAGCUAAGAGUGAGUUCUAGCAGAAACUUGAACCAGGUUUAAAGAAGUCCAUGUAAAAGUCUCUGUUUUUAUGGAACACAGAGAAGUGCUGAACAAAGAGUUCAAUUCUCUUGUGAUAAAGCAGCCUUUUUAAAAGCGUUCCCAUAAUUCAGAGGCAAAACCGAUCAGAAAAUGAUGUUUCAAAGUGUACGUGCAGAGUGAGGUCUGAAUAAGUGAUGUCUUAAAGAUGAAGAUGAGUGUGUACGUUUUAUCAAAGAUGGAGAUUUUAUUGACUUGAAUGGGAGGAAUCUGAUUCCUCCUCUAACCACGGUACUGCUGUACUUAUGAUAGUGAGUGAGUGUUUAUCAAAGAAAUCAGAAGGUUGAAACAACAACAGCACUAUGUUUUCAUGUAACUGCACUAAAAAAGGCUUUAUUCUGAAUGUACUGUACAUAUGAAAAUAAGUAUAAAGUGUUGAGCGACUUGAUGUGACCCUCCUUUUUCCCCCCAAUGUUACUACCUUCAUGUUUUAGUGAUGAAAGAGUGACGGUGAAGUUACGUUUCACUUCUUUGGUUUUUUUACUUUAUCAGAGAAGUACUUCAACAAGUUUCAGGCAAAAAAAUACUGCAGGACACCAAGUUUAAAAAUUGUAAAAAAUCUAAUUGUGAAGACAACUUCAUUCUGUGCAGGUUCAUGUCAUGAGUGGGUGUCAUUUGUGUUCACAGGGCUUCAUUACACAGCUUUCUAUUUCCUGUCAUUCCAGAGUGACUCCUGACAGUGUUGUAUUCAGGCUUUAAAAACUUGCACAUGCCCAGUAACCACAAAGGCAAUCGUGUUUGUACGUCAUGUGUCCGACGCAGCCCUUUUCAUUUGAGAGGAAGGUGAAAAAUGUGUGCGCUGCAAAUAUCUUUAUGAAUAAAGUCGGCUUGUCGAAAUCCAU